Molecule: messenger RNA, 8108 nt
Organism: Phascolarctos cinereus (koala)
Lineage: Eukaryota; Metazoa; Chordata; Mammalia; Diprotodontia; Phascolarctidae
Gene: PSD3
Product: pleckstrin and Sec7 domain containing 3
Biological process (GO): regulation of ARF protein signal transduction
Cellular component (GO): ruffle membrane
Molecular function (GO): protein binding; phospholipid binding; guanyl-nucleotide exchange factor activity
Source: RefSeq, a predicted model, not a curated record
CCCAGCAAGGACCAGCCCUACCCCCUUGGAGGAAAUGGCUAAGCCGUCUCAGCAGCAGCAGAUGAAAACUUCCUUCCUCUUCAUCCAGCUGCAACCCUCCCCUGGCCGAACUCCCGCCCAGUCUCCAGCAUUCACAGCCCCAGCCACAACCACAGCCUCAGCAGCUGCCCGGAGGGGAGCCGUGAAGAAACACGGUUCCCUAAAUCCCAGGACAGAGCCCUCAGCAAGCCAAGACCUCUGGCUCAAAGGACGGGUGGUAGAGACUCCCUCGUGGUGGCUGCCAGAAGAGGACUAUGGGACAGACCGGGCAGCUGCAUUCAGCUGCUUUUUGCUGAAGAAGAAGGAGGAAGAGGAGGAAAAAGCCAAAGAUCCAGUCCUAAGGAAGGGUUGCGUGUCUCAUUUCUUGCAACACCAGGCUCUGCCUCCUCAGGAAUGUGGGCAGCCACAGGCAUGGCCGUGCAGCUUUCCUAGUCCAGCUCUUGGGAUGAGCAAUGGGACCGGCAGCCCUUUCACAAACUGUUCUAUCAUUUCGGCUCCCCAAGCCCCGUGGAGCAUGGAUCACCAACUCAGGGCUGCGUUGGGGCCGUCGGUACUACGGGCAGCUGGGCCAGCGCCAGCUACUUGUAGCAGGACUUCAAAGGCAACGCAGCGGAGUGUGGAUGUUGCUAGCAUGUCCCUCACACAUCCAGGGCAGCUUCAGGAGCUUCCAGCUAGAAGUCGAGGCUGCUGUUUGAUGGACCCAAGGAGUGGUAAAAGAGGAGCCAGUACCCCUGUAUUGGCCACAAGAGCGGAGCAAUAUAGAUAUAGCCCCCGAGUGCAGACCAGCAGUGUUUACCGGGCACCACCAGCUGCCCCACGGCUUAAGGCAGAGACAUUUGUUUGGGUUAACAACAGAUCAGCUCAUUCCAAAAGCGUUGCCAAGGCCAAGUAUGAAUUUUUAUUUGGCAGACCAGAAGAGAAAGUCCCGGCAACCAGCGAUCAUGGAGGAAGCACUUUACUCCCACCCAAUGUCACCAAUGAAUUUACAGAAUAUGGGACCAUGGAAGAAAGGGGAGAAGUCCUCAGAGCUUCACUUGAAUUUGAUGCCGAGAGUCAACAGUGCUACGCACAGGGGCGGGAGGGGGGCCAGCUCUUGGUUGGCCCCCAGUUUGGUCUUGACAGCCCGACUGCAGGGGGACUGAAUCAUGAGGGGGGAGCAUCCUCACGUAGACACCUUCAGGAACCAAGCUUGCCACAGCCCGUUGGCUCCCUGGCCCCAGCGCUGAACACUGCAGAAUCUAGCGUGGCUUCAGGGGGACUGCAGGCACCAAAGGUACUAGAAGGAGAUGUGAUUUCUGUUUCGUCGGCCCGGGGAAUGGAAAAAGAGUCGACUGCCACCCGCCGGGAAGCACGAGGAGCCAAGAGACCAGCUACCGCUGGCCAAGAAAAACCACCAGAAAUACCUCUUCCAGCUGAACUAAUAACUGAGGAAAAUUUUUAUUUGAGUAUUGAGAAGGAUUUGACUGCCUUAUUAACUGGGGAAACCCAGCCAGCCUUUUCCCAAAUCACGAAGAAUGGGAAAAAAGAGACUGCCAGAGGGCAGGAGAUGAUCUGCCAGAAGACCUCUGUGGAGCAAUCAGCAGUGGCCCGUAAUGUAGAGGGCACCAUUAGCUUUACAGGGGAAAAAUGGUCUGAUGUGGGAAGGAAGCAUCCGGGAUGUGAUCGAGGUACGGUCUACAGGUCGCCUGUAGAGCAGGGGAGCUCCACAGGCCGCUCUGGCAGGAUCAAACACGUAGGAUUUCAUGGGGUGGAGAUUCUUUGGACGGGGGGAGAGGAGGAAGAAAUGAGACGUUCCUCAGCAGAGGUGGAGGCGUCUGUGGAAAGGACAGCCUUUUCCAAAAGCAAGGAGUUUUCCAAAGUGUCAAGCCAUCCUGUUCUGUCUGUGGCUUUCUCUCCUUCAGUCAGGUUGACGGAGGGUGUUUGGGAUGAACCUUGGAAAGAUUCUUCAGAAAGGCUUGGAACUAGAUCAGGGACAUUUUCUCCAGGAUUGCUUAUAGAAGGUGGAGAGGAUGAAGUAUUUUUGAAGGAAAAUGAACAACAUCCUGAGAAGAAGUCUGUGCCAGAGGGGGAAGUGGAAAGAAUCAUUGAGCAAGAGGAAUCAGCCAGAGAAGAAGAUGAUGUUCUGGGGCCUGGGUAUACAGAGGAUUCAACUGAUGUAUACAGCUCCCAAUUUGAAACCAUUCUGGAUAAUACUUCUUUAUACUAUAGCGCAGAGUCACUGGAGACUUUAUAUUCAGAACCUGAUAGCUAUUUCAGCUUUGAAAUGCCUCUCACACCUAUGAUCCAACAGCGCAUCAAGGAAGGCAGUCAGUUCUUAGAGAGGACUUCAGGGCCGCAGCAAGAUGUCCUCAGUGUCUCUGCUGAUGGUGGGAUAAUGAUGGGCUAUCCUGGAGAGAUCGCCAAUGGUACCAAUGAUGCUGAUGACACCGUCUACAGAAAGGGCACCCCUGGCAUGGCGUUUUGGGGAAGCAGCAAUGCUGGGCUGAAAAAGUCCAAUCAAGAGCCCCAUUGUGAAAUGGGGAGUACUGAAUUUCUGGAAAAAGAAUCCUCUGACAACCUCAGCAAUGGAACAAACAGUAACUUGGAGGCAGCCAGACGGCUGGCCAAGCGUCUUUACCACCUAGACCAUUUCAAGCGUUCAGAUGUGGCCAAGCAUUUGGGGAAGAACAAUGAAUUCAGCAAGCUGGUGGCUGAAGAAUACCUUAAGUUUUUUGAUUUUACAGGAAUGACGCUGGAUCAAUCUCUCAGGUGUUUCUUUAAGGCAUUUUCCCUGAUGGGGGAAACCCAAGAACGAGAGAGAGUUUUAGUCCACUUUUCCAACAGAUACUUUCAUUGUAAUCCAGAUACCAUUUUUUCAUCAGAUGGAGUCCAUUGCCUCACCUGUGCCAUCAUGCUCCUCAACACCGAUCUGCAUGGCCACAAUAUUGGAAAGAAGAUGACCUGUCAGGAGUUUAUUACAAAUCUUCAGGGUGUGAAUGAAGGCAGUGAUUUUCCCAGGGACCUGCUGAAGGCUCUCUACAAUUCAAUCAAGAAUGAGAAACUCGAAUGGGCAGUAGAUGAUGAAGAGAAAAAAAAAUCUUCAGAAGGAACUGACGAGAAAGCUAAUGGAACCCAUCCAAAGACCAUCAGUCGCAUUGGCAGCACCACUAAUCCUUUCCUGGACAUUCCUCAUGACCCGAAUGCUGCUGUUUAUAAAACUGGAUUUCUGGCUCGAAAAAUCCAUGCAGAUAUGGAUGGAAAGAAGACUCCAAGAGGAAAGCGAGGGUGGAAGACCUUUUAUGCUGUGCUGAAGGGAACAGUUCUUUACUUACAGAAGGAUGAGUACAAACCAGAAAAGGCUUUGUCUGAAGAUGACUUGAAGAAUGCAGUGAGUGUGCAUCACGCGCUGGCAUCAAAGGCCACAGACUAUGAGAAGAAACCAAAUGUGCUGAAACUCAAAACAGCCGACUGGAGGGUCUUGCUGUUUCAAGCCCAGAGCGCAGAAGAAAUGGAAGCAUGGAUCAACAUAAUUAACUGUGUGGCAGCUGUGUUUUCAGCACCCCCAUUUCCAGCAGCUAUUGGCUCCCAGAAGAAGUUCAGCCGUCCACUUCUUCCAGCUACAACAACAAAAUUGUCACAGGAUGAACAGCUAAAGUCACACGAAAGCAAGCUCAAGCAGAUUUCCACAGAAUUGGCUGAGCAUCGCUCGUACCCACCUGACAAGAAAGUCAAAGCUAAGGAGAUUGAUGAAUACAAACUGAAAGACCACUACCUGGAGUUUGAGAAAUCUCGCUAUGAGAUGUACGUGAAUCUUCUGAAAGAAGGCGGAAAGAAGCUGUUGGGUGGCAGCGAUAGUGAUGGGAUGGGACUGAAGAAAUCCCACUCAAGCCCAUCCUUGAACCAGGAGGCCUCUCCGGUCAGUGCCAAGGUCAAGCGCAACGUCUCCGAAAGGAAGGACUACAGACCAGAAACACCCAGCAUUAAGCAGAAGGUUACUUAGAAUCCAUUGGAGUACAGGAAGCACUGGUCAUGCAGCAAAAUAUUGUUUUUCAAGAUCUUUCUGAUAAUCUGUGGUUCAUAAAAACAAUACCAACAAAUGAUUCUGUGACUACAUGGUGCAUUAGUAACCCUUUUUCUAUAGCCUAUUUUUGGUGGUUGUUGUUGUUUUCUGUACAUAUUGCCAAGGGUUGCUUUUGCUCCCUACUCCCUUUGCUUUAAGAAUUUGCCAUUGGCCAACUGAUGCACCUUGUUUUGCGAGGGGAAGGGAAACGCUGUUUCCCAAUGAACGAUGCGAUCCUUCCCCUUGGAUUUUCUCCUGUUUGCACACUGCUCUCUUGUUUUAUGUAUUCCUCAAGUCAGCUGUUACACUUUAAGAAAAAAAAAGUAAUCCAUUGUAAAAGACUUAACUGGAUGAGCCUUGUAGCUUAGCUGGAGUUCAUCUCUAAGUCUGGAAUUAGUAGAAGUCUUUGUAAAUGAAACCUUGCACAGUCACAGAAGUGGAACUGACCACUGGUAGAAGUUAGGGGAAGGGCUCUGACACUGGGAAUGCGAAUUUCCCAACAUGAUGCAGCCUCGAGCACAUUUUAGCACUUAGCAAGUUGUGAACCUUGCCCAUAGCAGGGGAGUAGAAUGAGAAGACUGCAGGGAUUGUUAGUCCUAGACAACUCAUGUUAGCUUACUUGAAACACCAAUUCCAUUGAGAAGUAGAGGAAAGCAGAGUGAAGUCAUUUUGCCCAGUGAAGAUUAAGGGAAGAUUCAUUCCAAGUUAAUUUUGUUUGCCCAAGAAGGGCAGGCAUAUUAGCCAUUGAGGAGCUAUGUUCAUAGUUCCAGUUUUCAUCUCCAGGGGAAAGGAACAUAACUCCUGCUGGAUCUGAGAAGGAACUUGGGAUUCUGCACUGUCUGGUUAUAGCCUUUCAUACUGGCAUUGGGUUCUUUCUUAGGGUAUGUAGAUAUUUGGUUAUUUCUUGGCUGUGUGAACAUGGAGGCAGGAGGGAGGUUUCCUUGCCCCCAUGUCCAACAAAGUAUUGUUGCAAAUUACUCUUUAUUUUCUUAGGUUUACACAGAGAAAUGAACAAAACAAGGAAAACAACUUUACAAAAUAGACAGUUCUCAAGGGUCUUGAAUGGUACCCUGUGUUAAUAACCUGAAAAUAUAUAUAUAUAUACACAUAUAGUGAAAUCUAGGUCAGUAGCUGCUGGAAAUCUGGUGGUUGCAUAUGGGCAACCGCUCUUUGCUCAGUUCAUUAUUUUGGUUCCUUUCACAGGAAAGAGAUGACCAGACCACUUAGCUCACUACUACUGUAGCCCCAACACCCCUUUCUCUAUACUUGGGGUGUCAACAAAGGAAAUUCUCCCCUUCUAGAGCACUCAUUGAGGUCUUCUCAUGCAAUUAGUGAGACGUCUUUUGGCCUCCUGAGUCUUCAUGUGGUAAUCACUUUGGCAUUCAGGGGAAGAUAAGCACAAGAAAGGGAGACUUGUAGAGAAAGAAAACAAGAGGGAGACUUUGGCCACCAUCAAGAAGGAAUCUCCCCACCCCUAUUUGAGCAGUAUAGUCACAACAAAUAAAGUUGGUCACCUUGAAUCAUAUGUACUUUGACCAAAGAAUUAAAUGCUAUGCAAGGGUGGCAUCAUUCUAAGAAAUGAGAAAGAAUUAGCUUUAAAAACCAAAACAAUCUCUUUUGAAAACAGAAUUAACCUUUAGAACUUUAUAAAUCUUUAAUCAUAGUGGGCUAUUUAUUAAAAUGUAACUUCUCUCAUAUAUGAAAACAAACUGAAUGUUUAUUUGAUGCCUUGGGGGACAGGAGAGGGGAAGAAUCUCAUAUUUCUGAGGUCAUAGCUUCUCAUGUCACAGGUCAGAUUUUUUUACAAAAGCCCUGUAACUGACCCGUUAAAUGGAUCACUUUUUUUUUUCCUGAAAGGUCCAGAAACUGAGCAAAAAUGAGGUUGGAUUGUAUAGUUGUGUGGCCCAGAGUAUUUUGCUUUUUGUAGCUGCUCUAGAAUCUACAGGCCUCCGUGAGAUAGGAAGAUCCUCCCCACUCCCACCCCCCUGGACAAACACUCUUUCCAUUUGGAUUUCCAGCCUAUUGUCUGCCUCCGUCUUUGUCCUAGAGGUACCUGCAGUAACUGAACUCAUAAACUGCUCUGCUUGUGCUUCAAUGUUUGUAUGCAUUCAAUGUGUAUGUCUUUGUAUAUUGUGUGUUUAUGUGCAUUUUGUGUGCUUACAACAUGAGAUACCCAUUAAAUGGUACCUUGCCUACAGUAUUACUGGUGUUUAGACUAAUCCUAGAAAUAUUUGGCUAGCCUCACAUGAGUAAGGCAUUAUUUCCAUUGCCUUCUUCAUGGAAGUCUUUUUUUACUUCUGGUUAUGCUGAUGAGUUAUUCAUCUGGAUUAGAAGGUUAUACUUUUAUAUUUUAAGCUGCUGUGUACUAUGUUUAUAUAGGUUUGUUUUUAAAAUAGUGAAUAUGAAAAUUGCUGUUGUGACCUAGGGUCACCACUCACCCCUGUAACAAUGCCAGUCCGUCAUUAGGUAUUGGACUAGGAGCUCCUCUCCUCCUUUCCCUUCCAACCCUUGAUUAAUACAUGUCACAUCUGAGUCUAUAGGAAGCAACCUUCACAGAGUUACAAUGAGACUAGCUUAGACCAUCUGAGGAGCUAAGGCAGUGCUUCCCACUCAUGGAAGUCUCUUUCCUUUGACAUCUGGUCAAGGAAGAUGAAACAAGGUUCUAUGCAGACUUCCUUUCUUCCUGCUGCUUACUUCAAGGUACUGAAGAACUCUUUUUUCCUUCUUUUUUUUCCUUUUUCAAUGAGGUACUUCACAAACCCCUCCCUGUGGCUUCUCAACCCCCUACCUCACCUUCCAUGAGCCGAAGGCAUGGCAGAUGGGCCUGAGUUUCUCUGACCUGUGGCAGACCUUUUUAAGUCAAGAUGCCCUUGACUUAAAACCAAUCCAUUGUUGUUUAAAUUAGAGGAAAGUCUUGCUACUAGUGUGUCCCUGUUUUAAUAGUGUCAUUGCUGAAUUUGACCAAUAUUAUGAAUGUUUCACAUAUAAAAAUACAUGAGUUUCUUCAGAGUUGGGGUUACCAUCUAACAUGCAGAGUUCUAGAAGAAUGUUUUAUUGGGAAUUUGGGUGUUUUGAUCCCACCUCACAGAUUUUCUUGGGAUUUUGUGUUUAAGAAAACAACCUCACCUUAGAAGGUUCUAAUUUAGCUUAGCCACCCAGUAUUUCUAUCCAUUUUCUUAUAUCUUAAUGCCAACAGUUUGGGUGCAUCUGGAGUGACAGAAUAAUGCAGGAUAUAUUUUCAUUUUUCUUAUGCCAUUAGGAGUGCUUAUCAAUAGGCUAGUGCCAUUCAAAAGAGCACUGGGCUUCUCAGGCUCUGAAAGUGGUGAAGGUCGGUCAGUGAUUGGUCAGGGGCUUCUGGUACUAUACAGCAUAGAUAAAACUGAUUGACCUGCCCUAUGUGGUGAGUACCGUCCCUGGGCUUUCUAAUCUUUGGACAAUCCAGGAGGCUAAGAACUACUCAGGAAUGACCUGAGGGAAACAACUGUAAAUGGAGAACGUAGCCUCCCCUGAGUGGACGGAGCAAAAGCUGACUUCCUCAGCUGGGGCUUCACUUGGUUGGACCAAUGCAAUGUGGCUCUGUAUUCAGGGAAUGGGAAGAGGUGCUAGGCAGAAGUAGGAGGUCAAUGAGAAAGGGGCCCCUCAUUACUGCUCAGAAGAAAUGAUGCUCGGCCUUUGCUCUGGAAACAGAUACCAAGUUGGUGGUGCCAGUGAAUAAUUCACACAACGCUCACCUGUGACCUCUGACUUUUCCUUUUUGGCUUAGUUGAGAGGUUCAAAGCUGCACCUUGAAAAAAAAUACCUUACUGCCAAGUCUAGGGUUUCAGUUUGCUUGUUUGUUUGUUUGUUUUUUUAAAAUUCCUUUAGCAAUCUUUUUUUUUUUAAUUCACCACUGAAAUCCUCAUUCUACUGGAUAGCCAAGAAUAGGUCUGAAAUGCUGUAGCUUUGUUUCCACUUUGAAAUUGCUGUGGGUUGACUUAGGCCAAUUGCCUGGGACCUUGGCAAAAUACAUACCACUUUUCUUUUAACUUGG